Messenger RNA from Xyrauchen texanus (razorback sucker), 2252 nucleotides. Its product is annotated as soluble calcium-activated nucleotidase 1-like. The record is from RefSeq and is a predicted model, not a curated record. The coding region runs from base 331 to 1533 and encodes 400 amino acids. NCBI's taxonomy places the organism in Eukaryota, Metazoa, Chordata, Actinopteri, Cypriniformes, Catostomidae. Gene Ontology annotation, biological process: proteoglycan biosynthetic process. Gene Ontology annotation, molecular function: UDP phosphatase activity; calcium ion binding; GDP phosphatase activity. The transcript has 4 exons.
UUGGCAAUCCUCCGUGGAUUUUCCUGUUGCGUAAUCUAAUUAAUAUUCAUUCACCAAGCUUUCAAGCGCCAAUCACUUAGGGCUACUGAGCGAACGUCCCAUUACGUAAUUAAUAUUCAGGACCCAAGCCUUUGCAGAGUUUCAUGGGCGGAGCGGUGGGAGGAGUUUUACGGGUACCGGUGUGUUGGCGUCUGAACCGCCGAGGAAAGUGAGUCAAGAGUCCGACGUUUGCACAGGAUGGAUCGGGGGUGAAAUAACUCUGGAUCUAAAUAACUCCAGGAAUUCAGCCGAGUUGCAGCUAGUGGAAAGUAAUCAGAGAAGCGAGACUCCAUGCGGGUAUCUGCUCAUGGUGACUCCAUGUUCUCCUCCAUCACCAGCUCCAUCUCCGACCCGCGUUUCCGGUUCCGAUGGCGGGCCAUCAUCAUGGCAACUGUACUGGCGUUGGGCCUCCUGCUGUACCUGCACCAAACAUCAUCAGACACUGCCAAAUACAGCGCAGACAGUAGAGGGACCGUCCAGCGAUCGUGGCGUCCCACGCGGGAUGUUUCGGGCGUGAUGGCUGCUGCCGAGUUAGUCAGGACACGUUACAACGACACUUACCUGCUCAGCCCUCCGGAACACACGUCUGACGGGAUCCGCUACCGGAUCGGAGUCAUAGCGGACUUGGACACGGACUCGCGCAGUAAAAAGGACAACACGUGGUUUAGUUACCUGAAACGGGGCCACCUGCUGGUGUCUGAGAGCGGUGACAGCGUUUCCGUGGACUGGGAUCCGGACACGGUGAUUCUGGAAAGCCAUGUGUCAGAGAAGGGGCGGGGCAUGGAGCUCUCGGAGCUGGUGGCAUUUAACGGGCACCUGUACAGCGUGGAUGAUCGCACAGGUGUGGUGUACCGUAUAGAGGGAAACAGAGCCGUGCCGUGGGUCAUUCUGCCUGAUGGAGACGGCAGCGUAUCUAAAGGUUUUAAGGCGGAGUGGAUGACCGUAAAAGAUGAGCAUUUGUAUGUCGGUGGUCUCGGUAAGGAAUGGACGACCAUCACCGGCGAGUUUGUCAACAACAACCCGGAGUGGGUGAAGGUGGUCGGUUUCCAUGGUGACGUGGAGCACGAGAACUGGGUACCGCAUUAUACCGCGCUCAAGAAAGCAGCCGGAAUCAAACCACCAGGUUAUCUCAUUCACGAGUCGGGUGUGUGGAGCGAGCGUCUUCAGCGGUGGUUCUUUCUCCCUCGCCGCGCAAGUUCUGAACGUUACGACGAAACCGCAGAUGAACGUCGCGGCACAAACCUCAUUCUGAGCUGCUCGUCUGAUUUCAGUCAGAUCUCCGUGUCGCGCGUCGGCCCGUUGAAACCCACGCUCGGAUUUUCCUCGUUCAAAUUCAUUCCUGACACGGACGAUCAGAUCAUACUGACGCUCAAAUCUGAGGAGGACGCGGGGCAUAUCGGCACCUACAUAACGGCCUUCACACUGGACGGACGCGUACUGCUGCCCGAUACAAAGAUCGGAGACGUUAAAUAUGAGGGUCUGGAGUUUAUAUAGAUCAGAAGGUGAAUGAUUGGUCAGUGGAGUUCAAGGGUCUUUGGCCGUUAUCAGUGGCCCAAAAUACAUAACAGAAAACUGCAGUAAGGUGACGAAUAACUAAACAGGGUUAUCAUAUAAAGAAUAUAUUUUUUUAUAUAUAAUUUAAUAAUAAUAAUAAUGAGGCUGACUAUCACCGCUGGAGUCGUGAGUUUGAAUCCAGGGUGUGCUGAGUGACUCCAGUCAGGUCUCCUAAGCAACCAAAUUGACCCGCUUGAUAGGGAGGGUAGAGUCACAUGGGGUAACCAAAUUGGGCCGGUUGCUAGGGAGGAUAGAGUCACAUGGGGUAACCUCCUCGUGGUCACUAUAAUGUGGUUCUCGCUCUCGGUGGGGGGUGUGGUGAGUUGUGCGUGGAUGCCGCGGAGAAUAGCGUGACGCCUCCACACGCGCUACGUCUCCACGGUAACACGCUCAACAAGUCACGUGAUAAGAUGCGCGGAUUGACGGUCUCAGACGCGGAGGCAACUGAGAUUCGUCCUCCGCCACCCGGGUUGAGGCGAGUCACUACACCACCACGAGGACUUGGAGCGCAUUGGAAAUUGGGCGUUCCAGAUUGGGGAGAAAUUAUUUUAAACAUAAAAUAAAAUAUUUUAAACAGUGACAUUUUAUAACAGUGAUAUUUUUAGACCUGGGAAUUCAUGGAAAUGAACAAAUUCCUAAAAAAAUCAUGGAAAUGUCCU